Molecule: messenger RNA, 717 nt
Organism: Metarhizium acridum CQMa 102
Lineage: Eukaryota; Fungi; Ascomycota; Sordariomycetes; Hypocreales; Clavicipitaceae
Source: RefSeq, a predicted model, not a curated record
AUGUCUACCUCCCCCCGUCUGACAUACAACAUCACAGAGGUGUCGCCGCUUAAGGAGAUCCCCGAUCGCAAGGAAACUAGCAUUUCCGUCCAACGUCCUUUCUCGGUGCUCAACGAUAUUUUCCGACGCAUUCCCGUCGUUGGAUCCACGCUUGAUUCCGCCCUCCAGCCGCUCGAAAAUAUAUACCCCGGCGCAAAGGAAGUCAUCUACUUUGGAAGAUCGGUGGGAAAUUUCGGGUGGGGCCAUUGCAUGCAGUUCCCCAAGGUGACCAAGGUCGUUGCCUGCGUGCCCUUUGGAGACCUGCACACUGUCGUUGGGCGCUUCGUAUCCUUGAAGGCGCCUCAAAACUCCCUUGUCCAGUCGAUUGUGACGGCUGUGCAAUACAUCAGUCUAGGGCAGAUUCUGGGAGCGGCUUUCCCGAGCGGCUCCCGUGUGGACGACCUGCCGGGAGCACAGACUCGAGGGUUUUCGCUUGCGAGCAUUGUUGAUGCUCUGGUUGGACCCAUGCCGGGUAAAUCGGUGCUCUUGAUGAAGGCCUCAGAGGAUGAGCUCAUCCCCGACGGAGAGGCCGACCGCUUGGCCGCAAAGCUGGAGGAGAAGGGUAUCAAGACCAAGGUCAUGGCCCUGACGGGCUCACAUCACGCUUUGCCUUGGGAUGAGGAGAACAAGGGCUUUGCUCCUGCAGCAAUGGAGGAUUUUUUCGCCAAUGGGCUUUGA